Marchantia polymorpha subsp. ruderalis is the source of this 1971-nucleotide messenger RNA. Lineage: Eukaryota; Viridiplantae; Streptophyta; Marchantiopsida; Marchantiales; Marchantiaceae. The record is from the annotation of a GenBank genome assembly.
AGAAACAAGGCACGAUCAAACCCCGUUCACUAGCUACAAGUCGACCAGAUGCCAUUGUGCAGGACCACUACCUACCUAACGCCACUAAGUUCUACGGCCCCCAUGUAAUUGUCCACAUGGUGCAAAUCACACAAGAGAUAUUGUUCUAAACAGCCUGUACUGGAGGAUUGUUUGGAAUCUGCUCUCGGGUCUGCAUCGUUUUGCCGGAGGCCUUCUUCCAUCCGCUACAAAAUUCUUGUUCAUGCGGAGUGUAUGUCUAUGAUCUGAUCUGAUGGAGAGUCGUCAACCCGGCUGCUUAUUGUCUUAUGAAUCUGUUACAUGCCUAGUGUGAAGGAGAGGUGAGCCCUCGGGAAUGGACGGACGAUCUAUCAGUAUGCGUCAUUGACUAACUGCUUGCGAGACAGGAGGCAAAAGCCGAUCGAUUGCAGUGUGUACGGCGCUUGCUCUCCUCCCUUCUGUCUUGUUCAUCUCUGUAGCAAGUGGUGCACUGUCAAUAUUGGCGAUUGCUUAUAUCGGAAGUAAGUUGGCAGGAUUGACGUGAAUUGGCCCUUCGGACGUUGUAUGACAACUGUACAGCAAUGUCAGCGUGUGGUAUUCUCCUCUAAGGGAUGGACUUCGUGAAUAGAGAAGAGAACAGAGAAGGAGGCGAGCUUGUUCGUGUUGCGUGAUUGUUGCUGUUUCAGGAGAAUGGCCGUCGUCUAGUCCAACCUGAGAGUGAUAACAUCUUAACAAGGAGGCGACACUGUCGGGCCGAAACUAAAAAACUUCAGCACGAAACGAAAGCCCGUGGAGAUCACACAAAUCCUCGGCUUAGUUGGAACAGCUCGACCGGAUUGUCGGCUUUCUGCCCAGCAUAAAAAUGGCUACGAUCACCAAGGCCAUUCCUGCUGCCCUCAGGUUACAGGGUAAAGUGGCUGUGAUCACGGGAGGAGCAAGCGGAAUUGGUCAAGAGACAGUGAAGACGUUUGUGGCACACGGUGCAAAAGUGAUAAUUGCCGACAUUCAGGACGCUGCAGGAGAGAAGUUGGCACGCGAGCUCGGCGGACCUGACACAGCCCGCUUCAUCCAUUGCGAUGUGAGCCGAGAGGAACACGUUGCAGCGGCUGUGGAUCUCAGCGUCAGUGCCUAUGGAGGCCUCAAUGUUAUGUUUAACAAUGCUGCAGUAACUGGGCCCGUCGGACCGCUCGACCAAAUUCCCAUGGCAGAUUUUGAUCGUGCCUACGGCAUUCUCUUGAAAGGGGCAUUCAUGGGAGUGAAACACGCCGCCAGAGUUAUGAAGCCGAUGCAAUCGGGCAGCAUCAUUACCACAGCGAGCGUGUCUGCACAUAUCGGAAGCGGCCCCAUGGCUUACACGACAUUCAAGCAUGCAUUGUUGGGAAUGACUCGCUCUGCAGCUUUCGAGCUAAGGGAUUCCAAUAUCAGAAUUAACACCAUUUCUCCUGGUAUGAUCUGGACACCGAUGUGGAACCAGCUAUCUCAGGCAGCACUCAAUAAAGUCCAGACCUUGUCAUUUUUCCCGGCUAUGAAGACUAGUGUCUCACACCAAAUGGCAGGCCCUGACUGUAUAGCGAACGCAGCUCUGUUUCUAGCCAGCGACGAUUCUUCUUUCGUCAGUGGCGAAGACUUGGUGGUGGAUGGAAGUCAUAUGUUGCAUCCUGAGGAUAUAAUUACAAGGCUGCUGAAGUCUGCUAAAGUCCGAUGAAGGAAAUCUGCCUCCGACAAAACAGCCCUUCUUACAUGUACAAGUUAUUGUUGGGCUAAUGUGCAAACAAGGAACACAGGGUAGUUUUUACCCCUAGAAUACAACUGAUCGCAAAAAAGCCCAGCAAGGGGACCACUACCCGUGGACGAGAUUGGGGCACACUUACUUCUCGCGCCCCCUGACUUUGAAUCAGAGGUCUAGGUAGGGUAGUUAGCUUCUUUACUAUUCGACUCCGAUACUAAUAAAGCGACGUCCCACUCUCUUUCCCC